This is a messenger RNA of Labrus bergylta (ballan wrasse), 1798 nucleotides long. It is a transcript of the gene prmt3, whose product is annotated as protein arginine methyltransferase 3. Gene Ontology annotation, cellular component: nucleus. Gene Ontology annotation, biological process: peptidyl-arginine methylation. Gene Ontology annotation, molecular function: protein-arginine N-methyltransferase activity. The record is from RefSeq and is a predicted model, not a curated record. NCBI's taxonomy places the organism in Eukaryota, Metazoa, Chordata, Actinopteri, Labriformes, Labridae.
UGCUUUACGUCAUCAUACGUCACCAGGAAGUCCACUGUAACCAAGGCGGCAUCAUGGCAGAAAACACAGACCCACGCUUUGAUGGAGCUGCAGAGGAGAUGCCCGAGCUUUCUGACGGCGAUGAUGAAGACAUUGAUGAUGAUGAAGAAGAGCAGUGGAUGGAGGAGGAGGAGGAGGAAGAGGGCAGUCAGCCUGUUACCUGUUUGUUCUGCGACAGGUUGCUGAGCUCUGUGCCUGCCACCCUGCAGCACUGCACAGCUGAGCACCAAGUCGACCUGGUAGAAGUGAUAAGACGACACAGUUUGGACGACUACGGUUACAUUAAAAUGAUCAACUUCAUACGAUCCACUAAAUGCGACGCAUCCAGUCUUACGGGGCUACCGGACGCUCCCUUACCCUGGGAGAGUGAAGACUUCCUGCGACCUGUCCUACAGGAUGACCUCCUGCUGCAGACAGACCCUGAGGAGCUCUGUAGUGUUGGGGGGUCAGUCCUGUCUACGUGCCCGUCUUCUGGGGGAGAGUCCCAUAAUGCAGUGCUGCAGAGGGCACAGGCCGCUGAGGAGAGAGCUCGUCGCUCGGAGGAGGCGCUGGCCCGAGCCAUGGAUGACCUACACAAACUCAAGCUGCUGGCUCAGGGUUUGGUGCUGAACGCAGGGACGGGCAAAUCCGGCAACCUGGGCACCGUGGCCGAGCUCCGAGAGGACGAAGACGAGGCCUACUUCAGCUCCUACGGGCAUUACAGCAUCCACGAGGAGAUGCUGAAGGACAAAGUGCGCACAGAGAGCUACCGCGACUUCAUGUACCGCAACCCUGAAGUGUUCAAAGACAAGGUGGUGCUCGACGUUGGCUGCGGAACGUGCAUAUUGUCCAUGUUUGCUGCCAAAUCUGGGGCCAAGAAGGUCAUAGCAGUGGACCAAUCAGAAAUCAUCUAUCAGGCCAUGGACAUAGUCCGAUCCAACAAACUGGAGGAUAAGAUCACCCUGAUAAAAGGCCGGAUAGAAGACAUCAACCUCCCCGUGGAGAAGGUGGACAUAAUCAUCUCAGAAUGGAUGGGCUACUUCUUACUGUUUGAGUCCAUGUUGGACUCUGUCCUGUACGCAAGAGACCUCUACCUGGCUGACACAGGCUCAGUCUAUCCCGACCUUUGUAACAUCAGUCUGGCAGCAGUCGGAGACACGGAGAAGCACCGAGGCCGCAUUGCAUUCUGGGAUGAUGUGUACGGCUUCAACAUGUCGUGCAUGAAGAAGGCUGUGGUACCCGAGGCGGUGGUGGAAGUGUUGAAAGCAGACACACUCAUCUCUGAACCUACAGUCAUACAGACGAUUGACUGUAACAAAGUGUGUCUGUCUGAACUGGAGUUCACAUCAGAUUUCUGCUUGAAGAUAACAAACACCACAGACUGUACGGCAAUUGUCGGCUACUUUGACAUUUUCUUUGACAAAGGCUGCAGCAACAAGGUGAUGUUCUCCACGGGUCCUCAGGUCACAAAGACGCACUGGAAACAGACUGUCUUCCUAUUGGAGAGGCCUGUCCCUGUCAAAGCAGGGGAGGAGCUUCGAGGAAAGAUCACAGUGCGUAAAAACAAGAAGGACCCUCGCUCCCUGCUGGUCACUUUUGACCUCAGAGACAGGAAGCAGACUUACAGCCUGCAGUAACACCAACCUCCACAGAGGGCAGCAUCAAGCAAAUAAAGUCUGUUUCUUAAUGUAUUCACAACAGUAGGCAGGAUAUUGAAACUGUAUUUUAGUUCAUGUAAAGAUUGUUUCUGCGCCUUGUAAUAAAAAGAACAGUUGUAUAA